Messenger RNA from Aureobasidium namibiae CBS 147.97, 1599 nucleotides. RefSeq names its product MFS general substrate transporter. Gene Ontology annotation, molecular function: transmembrane transporter activity. Gene Ontology annotation, biological process: transmembrane transport. The record is from RefSeq and is a predicted model, not a curated record. The transcript is spliced from 5 exons. Bases 1 to 1599 code for a protein of 532 amino acids. NCBI's taxonomy places the organism in Eukaryota, Fungi, Ascomycota, Dothideomycetes, Dothideales, Saccotheciaceae.
AUGGAUAAUUCUUUAAGCUGCAUAUCGCGACCUAUAUCAGGGUUCAAAUUGGCAUCGCACCCGCGCUCAGCGAAGCAACGCGAACAAAAUGGUCGUGCCCAGUCUCCAGUUUCUUCGAGCAUUCUGGCCGCAACAUCUACAGAGGACCUAGAGACUCGUAGAUCUGUCGGCGAGCUCGAUCUCUCAUCCGAUGCCAUCGGCUUGAGCGAAGCGCAGGACGACAGGUCUCAUUCGACCUCCAAUCACAGUGAGAAGAGGCUGAUCUUCCUUUGUGCGGGUAUCUGUUCUUUAUUUCCCCCAGUAUCUGGCUCCAUCUCCCUGUCCGCACUCGACACCAUCGCUUGUGGUUUGCAUGUCUCUUACACGCUGGUCACCUUGACUGUCACCACUUACAUGAUCAUGCAAGGUCUUGCUCCCGCGUUUGUCGGCGAAUCUUCCAAUGAGGCGGUUCGAAGACCCUCGUAUGUCAUCUGUUUUAACAGCUACCCCGCCUUGAUGGUCCUCCGCUGUAUUCAGAGUGCUGGGAGUAGCGGGACGGUAGCCCCUGUGAACGCAGUUGUGGCCGACCUGGUGACUUCUGGACUCCUUGCACAGUAUCUAGGCUGGCAUGCUAUCUUCUGGUUCUUGUUGAUAGUCGCUGGCGUGAUUUUCGUCCCCUUGCUCUGCUUCCUCCUCGAGGCUUGCAGGAAGGUAGUCGGCAACGGAUCUGUGCCGACAUCAGUUUGGUAUUGCUGCUACACCAACAGACUACUGGAACGUCGAUUGGUCAGCGCAGGAGAAGCGGUGUCUGAAGAGAAACGCGAGACACUGGCCAAAAUUCGCAAGAUGCGCUUCCUGAAACCCCUCAAGACUGUCAGGAUCAUCUUCAUGAAGGAAGCAGGCUUCGCUCUUUGGUACAUUACCAUUGUGUGUUGCGGCCUAUACGCAACGACCGUCUUGAUUCCCGACCAGUUCGGCUCAGUGUACGACUUCAACGAACUGCAAAUCUCUCUGUGUUAUCUGCCCCUCAGUGUGGGAAGUAUGCUUGCCGCAGUUGUCCGUGGCCGUAUCAUCGACUCCAGAUAUCAGCAUUACGCCAAAAAGCUGGGCAUAUCGCUAGAGUUCUAUCGCCAUGUCGAUCUGAGUAAUUUUCCUAUCGAGAGAGCUCGCCUAGAGGUGGCACUCCCGACACUUGCACUUGGGUCACUAUGCAUCGUUGGCUUUGGCUGGAUGAUAGAGUACAAGGUGAACUUGGCCGGACCUUUAAUCUGCCUCUUCGUUAUCGGCUUUUGCAUCAGCGCUUCGUUGAACACGGUUGCGGUGCUCCUUGUCGAUGUGUCUCCGGGCAGAGCUGGAGCGGCCACGGCGGCCCACAACAUGUGCCGUUGCUGGUUGGGAGCAGCGGUCACUUUUACUGUUUCUCCCAUGGUUGGGAAAGUGGGUGUAGGCUGGACGACAACAUUCUUUGCUGGUUUGACCAUCUUGGUCAGCCCUAUACUGUGGUACAUUAUGAUCAAUAGACCCAGAUGGCGCCGGGCAACGCAGGAAAAGAAGCAACGGGAGCAGACCGAAAUGGCGCGAAGAGCGGACAUGGCGGGCGAGAACGGAAAUGCUUCUUAA